AUGAUUUAAGACCAAUCUUUGAUCACUUUUGAUUAUCGCAAUCAAAAGUUUGUAUUAUCUCCAGAAAAAGGUUCGACUUCAGUUAGGCUUGAGUUUUAUACUACUGAUUUUAAAAAUGAAGAAGUUUAUUUGCAGCUUUCUGAUUUAAUCUCUAGUACCAAAGACCAAAUUAUAAAAUCUUUUGAUUUCUUAAUCUACCCAAAUUUAUCUGCAGAAAAAUAUUUUGGAGAUAAAAACUUAUCGUAUCUUAGUAAAGCAUUGGCUUAAUAGUAAAACCUAAACUCUUUGAAUUUAAAUCUUUAUUGCAAUUAAAUUGGAGAUGUAGGUGCUUCUUAAUUUGCUGAGUCUAUAGCGAAAUUAAAUAGUCUUACUUCUAUUUCUAUUAACUUUGGGAGAAAUUCUAUAGGACAUUUAGGGGCGUAAAAGCUUGCUGAGUCCAUAAAAACUUGUGAAAAUCUUUCUGAUUUAGAUCUAAACUUUGAUGAAAAUCCAAUAACUGAUUAAGGCGUUAUAGAACUCAGUAAAGGAAUAUGUUAGUGUAAAAAACUUACUUCCUUCAAAUUGUCUUUUAGAUAUAUGACACUUACUGAUAUUUCUGUUGCUUUGCUUGCUGAAAGCAUAGGAAAAUGCUAAAACCUUAGAUUUUUAAAAAUUUUCAUACCCGGAAACAUAAAUAAUUAAGCUCGAAAUAUUACUAAUUUAAGUAUUUCUAAGUUUGGAUAAUCAAUCGUGUAAAGCUAAAAUUUGAUUUACUUUCAUUUAGACAUUAGUGCUUAAAAUAUCGGCGAAAAUGCAAUAUUAGGUUUAGGAAGGUCUAUUUCUUAAUCAUAAUCAAUUGUAGAAUUUAUUCUUGAUGCAAGUUCUGAGCCUAAUUUGGUUUCCAAUCAAGGUUUUAUGUAUUUUAGAAAGUAAUGUUUAUUGAGUAAAAAAAUACUCAAGAUGCUAAUUUAUCUCUGA
Messenger RNA from Tetrahymena thermophila SB210, 957 nucleotides. Its product is annotated as kinase domain protein. The transcript is spliced from 11 exons. Gene Ontology annotation, cellular component: perinuclear region of cytoplasm; cytosol; nucleus. The record is from RefSeq and is a predicted model, not a curated record. Gene Ontology annotation, molecular function: GTPase activator activity; small GTPase binding. Gene Ontology annotation, biological process: activation of GTPase activity; nucleocytoplasmic transport. NCBI's taxonomy places the organism in Eukaryota, Ciliophora, Oligohymenophorea, Hymenostomatida, Tetrahymenidae.